AUGCCUCAGGUUCACGCGGCUAGCGUUCAAUCGGUGCGUCUUUCCCGUUCUCGUAUGUGGAGUCGUUUCUUCACGCGCGCGCGUCUGACGAUAUUUCCCCACACUCCGAGGGUGAUGUGGACGGUUUUGCUGACGCCGCGGCGCGGUUUUUCCAUACCCCCCACGGAGGCGCUCACCAGCCGCUGGAGCCCCCUCACCUCGAGCGCCUACACAACCCACAUCGACGGCCCUCCCACUUCCGCUGAGGAGGCGAAGGCGCACAAAAAAGCCUUUUCAUUUCCCCUGAAGGCUACAGAGCAGGGGAUUUUCGAGCGUGGAGUUUCGUCCGAGGCAAAGGACUUCGCCGCGGCGGCGGAGCGGGAAUAUCGGGCGAGCGUCGAAUACCUUGAUCAGGCCCCGGGCGGCUGCGCCGGGCUGCCGGAGGUGGAAACGCGAAUCAACGCAAAAACAAAGGCGGUGGAGACGAUCACGCGGAUCGCCGCCCCCUUCGCGGAGACCUACGUCCCCUCCGGCAAAGAACGCUUUGCGAUGCGCGGGAAUGUCGGCGAGCUUUCCUACCAACGUUCCCACCCACGACGGGAGCUGCCGGACGAGCGCGCGAUGUUGAACCUGCGGAAGGAAAGGCAACUUGAGGAGCUGCUUCUUUCCUCUCAAAUGGCGAUAUUACCGAAGGCGCGUGAGGUUUCUCUUUUUUUGAUCUCCGACUUUUACAAGAAUCUACUGGUGCUCCAACCGCGCAAUGCGGAGGCGGUUAUUGUGUUGUUCUCCCAAGCAAGUCUGCAGCUUCGACUGAGAGGGCUGGAAACGGAAGAGGACGGUGCAAAAGCGUCUGUGCAUUUACCGAGCAGGGGCUCUUCGUUGCCUUCGCCGUCUCUUACGGCAAGGAGUGGGGAAGGAGAUCCCAAUUGCAUUCCAUAUUUGUCCGAUAUGCGUCGUUUAUAUGCGCAUCAAAAGGCCUGUUUUGCGGCACCGACCCCGCUCAUGGCGGAACAGCUGAUGAGCGCGCUCAGCGCCGUUCCCGCCGCUAGCUCUUUGGUUUUCCACCUCGCGGGACGGAUUUUCAUCGAUUGCGAUAAAUACGUUGUCCUCCCCACACGAACGACCUACGCGGCGUUUUUUAGCAUUUGCCGAUUAAAUCACGCGAUGCCCUUCGCCAUCGCACGGAUGACGGAUGGGGUUUGCCGACUUCGGAUUUCCCUCGACGCCGCGAUGGCGACGGCGAUGCUGCGUGGGCUGAACGAGGGCGGCUAUGCUGAGGAGGCAGUCGCGCUGCUAGCGCGAAUCGAGAAGGUCCCCCUCACCACACCGCUUUUGAACGCCUCGCUCGAGACGCUUUUGCUUUCUUCGCAGGCGGCGAGUUGUUUUUCCGCCUUGGAGGCGGCCAGGGAGGCGAGGCUUCAGGUGGAUGGGGAUACCUACACUCUUCUCCUCCUCGCCUGUGAGAAGUCCGGGGAGUGGGCGCGGACGACGGCGAUUUUGGCGGAUAUGCAGCGGCACCACGUGAAGGGCACCCCGCAGACCUUAAAUUUACUCUUGAAGGGGCUUUUAAUGGAAAAACUCCACAGCUACGCCCUUCAGCUCCACCACACGAUGCAAGGGAAACGCGUUGAGGUAUGGCCGGCGCUGGAGGAGGCCGUGAAGGGGCUGCGCAGGACUCUCGGAAAUGUAAAGGACUCUCGGCGACAUGGUAAAUUUGUGGGGCGCAAUGAAAAGUCUCCUGCCAAGGUGAACUAUUCGCAGCGCCAUAAUGAAGGUUGA
This is a messenger RNA of Phytomonas sp. Hart1, 1758 nucleotides long. Lineage: Eukaryota; Euglenozoa; Kinetoplastea; Trypanosomatida; Trypanosomatidae. The record is from the annotation of a GenBank genome assembly.